GCUUCCCCUUCCUCUUUUCCCAAAUAGAGAUGUAAACACGUGUAUUUUCCUGUUUUAAAUUUAGCGAAUUGGUCCUCUGCCUGUGCCUUGAUUUAGCUACUGGGCUGAGCCUUGCAGCUCCUUUCCCUGCUCGGAUAGGAGCCACUGGGAUCUGGAGCUCCAACUUCCAAAUUGAAGCUGGCCUCAGGCCAGGUGACCUUCUCUUUGCAUCGCCAGUGGGAUCCGCCAGCACAUCCAGCAGCACCAUGUGGGUGACCAAACUUCUGCCAGUCUUACUGCUGCAGCACGUCCUCCUCCACCUCCUGUUUCCCAUUGCCAUCCCCUAUGCAGAAGGACAGAAGAAAAGAAGAAACACACUUCAUGAAUUCAAAAAGUCAGCAAAGACUACUCUAAUAAAAGAAGACCCAUUACUGAAGAUAAAAACAAAAAAAAUGAACACUGCAGACCAAUGUGCCAAUAGAUGUAUUAGGAAUAAAGGACUUCCAUUCACUUGCAAGGCCUUUGUUUUUGACAAAGCAAGAAAGCGAUGCCUCUGGUUCCCUUUCAAUAGCAUGUCAAGUGGAGUGAAAAAGGAGUUUGGCCAUGAAUUUGACCUCUAUGAAAACAAAGACUACAUUAGAAACUGCAUCAUCGGUAAAGGAGGUAGCUAUAAGGGAACAGUAUCUAUCACUAAAAGUGGCAUCAAAUGCCAGCCCUGGAAUUCCAUGAUACCACACGAACACAGCUUUUUGCCUUCGAGCUAUCGGGGUAAAGACCUACAGGAAAACUACUGUCGAAAUCCUCGAGGGGAAGAAGGGGGACCUUGGUGUUUCACAAGCAAUCCAGAGGUACGCUACGAAGUCUGUGACAUUCCUCAGUGUUCAGAAGUUGAAUGCAUGACCUGCAAUGGGGAAAGUUAUCGAGGUCCCAUGGAUCAUACAGAAUCAGGCAAGAUUUGUCAGCGCUGGGAUCAUCAGACGCCACAUCGGCAUAAAUUCUUGCCAGAAAGAUAUCCCGACAAGGGCUUUGAUGAUAAUUAUUGCCGCAAUCCUGAUGGCAAGCCGAGGCCAUGGUGCUAUACUCUUGACCUUGACACCCCCUGGGAGUACUGUGCAAUUAAAAUGUGCGCUCACAGUACUAUGAAUGACACGGAUGUCCCUAUGGAAACAACUGAAUGCAUUCAAGGUCAAGGAGAAGGUUACCGGGGCAUCAUCAAUACCAUUUGGAAUGGAAUUCCCUGUCAGCGUUGGGAUUCCCAGUAUCCUCACCAGCAUGACAUAACUCCUGAAAAUUUCAAGUGCAAGGACCUAAGAGAAAACUAUUGCCGAAAUCCAGAUGGGGCUGAGUCACCGUGGUGUUUUACCACUGAUCCAAACAUCCGAGUUGGCUACUGCUCCCAAAUUCCAAAAUGUGAUGUGUCAAGUGGACAAGAUUGUUAUCGUGGGAAUGGCAAAAACUAUAUGGGCAAUUUAUCCAAAACACGAUCUGGACUAACAUGUUCGAUGUGGGACAAGAACAUGGAAGAUUUACAUCGGCAUAUCUUCUGGGAACCAGAUGCUAGUAAGCUGAAUAAGAAUUACUGCCGCAAUCCUGAUGAUGAUGCCCAUGGUCCCUGGUGUUACACGGGGAAUCCUCUCAUUCCUUGGGAUUACUGCCCUAUUUCUCGUUGUGAAGGUGAUACCACACCUACAAUAGUCAAUUUAGACCAUCCUGUAAUAUCUUGCGCCAAAACAAAACAGUUGCGAGUUGUAAAUGGGAUUCCAACACGAACAAAUGUAGGAUGGAUGGUUAGUUUGAAAUACAGAAAUAAACAUAUCUGUGGAGGAUCAUUGAUAAAGGAAAGUUGGAUUCUUACUGCAAGGCAGUGUUUCCCUUCUCGAAACAAAGACUUGAAAGAUUAUGAAGCUUGGCUUGGAAUUCAUGAUGUCCAUGGAAGAGGAGAUGAGAAACGCAAACAGGUUCUAAAUGUUACCCAACUGGUAUAUGGGCCGGAAGGAUCAGAUCUGGUAUUACUGAAGCUUGCUAGGCCUGCUGUUCUGGAUGAUUUUGUUAGUACAAUUGAUUUACCUAAUUAUGGGUGCACAAUUCCUGAAAAAACCACUUGCAGUGUUUAUGGCUGGGGCUACACUGGAUUGAUCAACUCGGACGGUCUAUUACGAGUAGCACAUCUCUAUAUUAUGGGGAAUGAGAAAUGCAGCCAAUAUCAUCAAGGGAAGGUGACUCUGAAUGAGUCAGAAAUAUGUGCUGGGGCUGAAAAUAUUGUAUCAGGACCAUGCGAGGGAGAUUAUGGUGGCCCACUGGUUUGUGAACAACAUAAAAUGAGAAUGGUUCUUGGUGUCAUCGUUCCUGGUCGUGGAUGUGCCAUUCCAAAUCGUCCUGGUAUUUUUGUCCGAGUGGCAUAUUAUGCAAAAUGGAUACACAAAAUUAUAUUAACGUAUAAGGUACCACAGUCGUAGCUGAUGUAACUGUGUCUGAAGCUUCCAAUAAUACAACUCUCCUUUACAUGAAGAUUUCAGAGAACAUGGAAUUAAAAUGUAACUUAAAAAAUCCCAAGACAACUACUUGAGUGUCAUGUUUGUUAAGAUACUCACUAAUAUUUAUGGGUGUUUUCUGUUGUUUCGUUUGUCAGUGUUAUUUUGUAAAUGUUGAAGUGAAUUAAGGUACAUGCAAGUGUAGUAACAUAUCUCCUGAAGAUACUUGAAUGGAUUAAAAAAUGCAAAGGUAUAACUGCUGGAUGCUAAAGAUAUAAUGGAAAAGAUCAACUAAUCUCUCUCGGCUGCUUUCCAAGGUUAGUUUCUCAAUAAUAAAUAAGCCAUAAGUUAAACAUUAUUUCAACCUCACAAAAACAAUUUAUAUCUUGUGUCCUUAAAUUGUAACUCUAUAUUAAAUUAUAUUACCUUUAAUAUGCCAUACAUUAUAUUUCAUUCAUUUCUCCUCACCAUGUAUCCUGUAAUACUGGUACAUAUACUCCUUUAUAAACACAUAUACCUAUACACAAAUGCCUGGGUACACAUGUGCAUGCACUACAGUUCAAAUUGUAGUGUAUCUAAUAUAGCCCCUAAAUGUUCUGAAAUUGUGUACUUAUAGUUUUUCCUUAAUAAAAAUAUAAAAAAUUCUAAAGACCAGUAGAAAUAUUAAAGAAAGGUGCAAGAUAGAAGUGACUAGAUCAUCCUCCAUCCAUAAUCUGCAGAUGACCUCUACUGGUUGGCACGUGAGGUGUGGUCAUGACCUACGAAAUUAAAUAACACCUAACCUAGGUUCUUACAUAUAUUUAUUAUCCAAGUUAUUUUAUGUAGUUUCUAAUUCUUAAAGAGAAGAGGCUAAUAUGUGUAGUAGUAUUAUUUCUUUCCUUCAAAUUUAGGGACAAUUAUUUAUGCAAGAUGUUUUUAGAUCUUUUUUCCUAAAGUAUUUAAAAAAUUCUGAGAUGACUAAUUGAAGUUUAAAAGUGUUUUGGUCUUUAAAAUGUAUGUAAAUAUGUUAACUCUAAGACUUGCUGCUGUGAUUGGCUUCUAUCUCACCUUCUUUAAAUUAAAAACAAUAUUUAAGAGGAAAAUUUCCAUGUCUCCAAAAUUUGUAAACAGCUUUUCAUCAAAUUAUGCAUUAAAAUAUAUAUUGAAGAAAGAAGUCAGAACACUUUUCUCUACCUGGAAGUCUUUUAGCCUAAUAAAACUUUAGUCAAGUAAAGGAAAAAAAAUGUAAAAGGAAAGGAAAGGAACUAGCUUGUCUAAACUCUGUAUUCAGUUAUUUUUUAAAGUACAGUUAAAUCUGCUGAAUGAGAUAUUUUAUCAAAAAUAUCUUCAUUUUAUCUUUAUUUUACAUAGAUCUUUCCUAAUGCAUGGGAAAUAUUCAGAUUUUGUAUUCUGUAUGAUAACAACCAAAUCAUACUUAUUGUUGUAUUAGUCAUGAUUAGCUAAAGAUCAUGUAUUUGCCAAGAAAUGAAAUAACAAAGAGUAAUAGGAUAGGUCUGAAUUUUCACAAAAUAUUCCUGUAUAAAAGUUCUCUAAAAAUAAUUAUUUGAAUAUUUUGAAUCUAGUAUUUCCAUUUCUCUAAUUUGUUUCUUUUGGAUGGUCUCAAUUAAGGCCAGGGAUUCAAAUGAUGCUCUAAAUUCUCCCUAAGACAAUGUUCAAUCUUGAGUAAAACGGUUUUAACUUUACUCAAGAGCUUAGUCCACAGAGUAUAGGGCAGCAAAUCCAGAAAUGUUUUUCCAAAUUGUGCCAUUUUAUUUAUUUAUUCUCUGUCAUAAGAUACGUGCUGGUAUCAAGAAACAGUGAAAGCAAAGAGAGAUCCAACAAGUUGCUAGUCCAUACCAGCUUACCUGAUUGUAUUUCUCUCUCCCUUGUGUACUAUACCAUUAUAAUCAACAUACAGAAAUUUCAAAGGCAUAUUGUCUAAAUAUUAAAGUAUUUUUCAGUUUCU
Aethalodelphis obliquidens (Pacific white-sided dolphin) is the source of this 4395-nucleotide messenger RNA. RefSeq names its product hepatocyte growth factor (gene HGF). Gene Ontology annotation, molecular function: signaling receptor binding; serine-type endopeptidase activity. NCBI's taxonomy places the organism in Eukaryota, Metazoa, Chordata, Mammalia, Artiodactyla, Delphinidae. Gene Ontology annotation, biological process: positive regulation of protein phosphorylation; proteolysis; hepatocyte growth factor receptor signaling pathway. The coding region runs from base 246 to 2435 and encodes 729 amino acids. The record is from RefSeq and is a predicted model, not a curated record. The transcript is spliced from 19 exons.